GCGAGGCGGGGCGGCGCGGCGGCGCGUAGCGGUUACUCAGGGCGGGCAGUUCAAACUGAAGGAGGGAAUCUCGGCGGCCCCACGCGAACGUGGCGUGGGGGUUGCCAUAGCCGGGCAUCCCUGGGGGCGAGGCGGCGGCUCCUGCCUGACGCACCCAGCGGCGGCUGCCUGUCUCCCCUCCCGCCUGGCCCCGCGGCCCGGUCGGUGCGGGCGCGCCUCGGUCUCCAGGUGGGCGGGAGUGGGGGGCCCAGGUGUGUGCCCGCUAGCGGGCCUCUGGUCGUCCGCCGGCCCGGGGCCCACUUUGCUUUCUAGGUGCUGGGACUAGAGAGGGGCCCCGAAGCCGGCCUCUUGCCCGCUCGCUCCGCUCCUGGUGACGCCCACCCGCCCUCGGCCUCUCGGUGGCGUUCUGGGCCCUGAGCCGUGGCGGCGGAACCGAGGCGACCCCGGGCCGCCGCCAGCCUGGCCUUGGGAAGGUCGGGGAGGGACGAGCGGGGCCAAAGGACGCCCUGGUGAGACCGUUAACCACCCACCCGCCGAUAGCACCUUGGGGAAGUCAAUGACAGCGCUGCGGCUUACACUGCAUUUUCAAAAACCCGAUUUUGGGAAGAUUCCUCAGUUCCGAGACUAGCUGGAGAAAACCAGGAUAUUGAAAUUACUAUUAUUUGGAAAGCUGGAGGAAAUUCGAAGUGAUUUAGGCCUUUUCAUAUGUUAGAAAUAAUCCCUGCAGCGUGUGCUUUAUGUACCUUUCCGAUUUUAGCAGUCACGUGCUGCUGCACGUUUCUCUUUAAGUGGUAUUACUUUGGCAUGAAUUUUAAAGGCAGAGUGAAAGAUGUUCUUGUUUGGAAGCCCUCAUAACUGACAUCUAUGAGCUCAAGAUUUACUGAUGAAACAGAGCUUUUGAAGAUGUCAGAGAGACAUUUAGGUCAGACUUGCCCUGGAGCAGAAAAUGAGGUGGACUCUCCUGUCAGUUUCAUGUAUUCCAGCUUCAGAGGCUACUGUUCCACAUCUUCAUUUCAAGACAGUGGCUACAAUGAGUUGUUACAGCCUUGCAACGAUGAGAAUACAGGUGAAGAAUUAUUUGGAAAGAAAGGAAAAGGCCCACCAUUAAUCCAUGAACAUCCUGAAACUUCAGAUCUGGGCUUGACUCACUUGACUCAUCCUUUAGAAUCUCCAACUCAAAAAAAGAGAGGUGUCUUUUCUAGGAAGGAAAAGGAGAAAAGCCCCGAACUUUGUGAAACUCCUAAACUCAGUGGGAAAAAAUUUUUGCAGCGCAGAAGGUUGGACAUAUCUUUCUCUCUUCUAACAGGGGACUUUGAAUCACAAAAUAGUUCUCUAGAAAGUAGUAUGAACCAAGUUCUCAACUUAGAAAAAAAUAUUCCAAGCCAUGUUUCAGGUCUUCCACGGCAAAACAGUUUUAGUCCUUUAGUUACUAGUACUUUGAAGACAGAAGAAGCAACCUCUAGCAGUCAAAAACUGAGACUUAAUUUUUCUCAACAGAAGACUUCCACGGUUGAUGAUUCCAAAGAUGACUGUAGCCUGUUUGAAGUUGAAUGUCUAUCUCCGAUUCAGGGCAAUAGUUUUAGAGAUUCUAUCACAUAUGACCUUAGUGAUAGCAGUCUGUUUGUUAAUGAUGAGAAUACAUAUCCCAAACCUCUGGGCUCCUCUGUUAGUGCAACAACUUGUGGGACAGAUGAGGACAUACGUGUGACUCCAAUAAGUAAUCUUGUAGCAAACAUUAAAUUUAAUGCAAGUCAAAGGCUCUCCCCUUCAACUAAAGUGAGGGGCAAUAUUUCAACACCUGAAGACAGUGGUUUUAACUCACUUUGCUUGGAAAAAUCAGAAGAUUCCCUCUCUGACCAGGAGGGUUCUUUUCAAGAACUUCAGAAACAUAAGGGAACUGUCAGAGUGGGGAGCACCAUAAAAAAGUCAAGGCAUCUUAGAAGGCUGAGAAGAUUGUCCACCCUGGAGGAGCAUGGCUCACAAUCUGAGACAGAAGGGGAAAAGCAGACUGACCACUCUGACUCUAAAACAACACCAGCAGCUGCCUCAGACCACUCAGAGAGUCAGCUGAGCAGUGACACUAAGAUGUUAAGCUUUAAGAAUUUAUCAAAGACCCCAGCCUUGCAGUUAGUGCACGAGCUCUUCAUGAGAAACAAAAGAAAAAGAUUCCAGCAGAAUGGUGCACAUGAAUUCUUAGAAGAAAGGGAUGGGGGGCAAAUAGCCGUGCUACAGUGUGUACUUACAGGACUGAUUGGCAAGAAAAUGGGUAUAGAGAAACUGGACGUCUUAACAGAAUUAAAAUAUAGAAAUUUAAAGCAUAUUCUUGCUAUGGUUUUAGAUUCCUUGACUGCAGAAAGCCUAUUCAGUGUUUGGAAAGUAAGCAGAAAUUGGCGUGAAAUUAUUGUUCAAGAUAAAAACGCAAAUCGGAGGAGGAAAUUUUACAUCUCACAACUGAAAACAGAUUCUGAGUGUUUCUCUAUACAGAUCCCUGAUUCAUCUCCUAUUAUCCACCAGAACUGGAAAUCUCCUCUGUGUAAGUCCAAACAAAUCAGGUAUUCUUCCUGUUCCUUCUUGUCCCUAGAAACAUUCUUCCCGGUGCACUUUGCACUCCUGUUCUGAUAUGGACUAGUUGCUUUCCACUUGAGCUAUCCUAAUGUGUAUCGUUAACCCAAAAAGAAACAUUGUAAAACAAAGUUGUUUAAUGGUUUUCCUCAUACUUGUGUAAUAUCUCUGAAAGCUCCUUAUGUGUGAAAAUUGGAAGGCACACACCAGCUGUGUGUAUUAAGAUCACAAUUCUAUCUCUUUGCUUUGCAGCCAUAAGAAUGAACAUAAGAAUUGGGAUACCACACCUUUUCCAUCGCAUUUCUUAGUUUACUGUAUUCUUCACUGUUCUUUUAUAAUCAUGGAAAUGAACAACCACAUGGUGACUUCACUCUCACAUUUAAAUAUUUUCUGGCAACAUGAUGUGACUAUGUUUGAAAAAUUUUGGCAUUCACGAACAUGUGCCUUUGUUUACUGCUUUGCCUCCUUUUGUUCCGAGAUGGCAGCACACAUUUUAACUCGAGGAAGACAGGAGUUACACUGUUUUAUUCACUUGGUAACUUUAGGAGUUCUAGAUAUAUUUAUUAAAUAAAUGAAUGUUUAAUCUGUGGCUGAAAUGUGUUUCAACAAUGUAUCUCUCUUCAUUUUUUUAAAAUUUAUGCACAUUGUGUUUACCAACUGCAUCAAAAUUUGUCAGAAUUUUGGUGUGCUCCAGUGUUGUGUGCUUGUGGCCUAGGCUGCAAAUUAUUUAUACAAAUGUACUAUAAAACGAUGCAUCGAGUCCUUGAAAAAGCUCAGUUGUAUUCAUUUUAAUUUCAGAAAAUGAAUAUUUAUCCUUCACACUUAUGUAUAUGUUGUUAAACUUAAUCACGGAAUUUUUCAUGAUCAGCUAACCUUAUUUCCUAUACUUAUCCUACUAUAAUUUCUCAUAUUUUCACUCUUCUCACUGUUAGGAGCCAAUUGUGAGAAAGGGAGACAAUUAAGGGAGAAGAAACACAAUUUUAGCUAGACACACGAGGAGCUUCACAUUGUAUUUUGAUAAUUGGUUAAGAAUGCCAGUUAUCAACCUUCACAAAAUAGAAGGCUUAUUGAAAAUAUUUCUUGGCUGAAUAUUGAAGUAAUAUGGAAAUCCGGUUCAGAUAAGAGGUACCUUUUUUCCUCCUUGUUUAAAAUGUAAGUGUAAAAAUGACUCCAGUAUUUACAUGUAAAAACUAGCCAAGCCAAUGGGAUUUCAUGGUAUAACCAGGCCCAUUUUUUUUCUGAUGUGUGGCUAAGGUAAGAAACCUUCAGAGAAUUCCAUGAUAUCCCGUGGCAAACUUGAAAAAGAUUCACCUCUUCUUAAACCUUGGCUUAAGACAAGGGCUGUCAAACGCCAGUCUGUGGGCCAAAUCCUGUCCGUCACUUCUGCUUUUAAAGUCAGUUGCAUUGGAACAUAGCCUUGCUCUUUCAUUUACAUAUCUCUACAGCUGCUUUUGCUAAAAUGGCAGUUGAGUAGCUGUGACUAUCUGGCCUGCAAAAUGUAAAAUAUAUACCAUCUGGCCCUUUUCAGGAAAAGUUUGCCAACCCAUGCCUUAAAGAGAAAAAUAA
Messenger RNA from Leopardus geoffroyi (Geoffroy's cat), 4128 nucleotides. RefSeq names its product F-box protein 43 (gene FBXO43). The transcript has 4 exons. The record is from RefSeq and is a predicted model, not a curated record. Lineage: Eukaryota; Metazoa; Chordata; Mammalia; Carnivora; Felidae. Gene Ontology annotation, molecular function: zinc ion binding. Bases 865 to 2619 code for a protein of 584 amino acids. Gene Ontology annotation, cellular component: nucleus. Gene Ontology annotation, biological process: negative regulation of meiotic nuclear division; regulation of mitotic nuclear division.